ACAACAACUCUUUCAACCUGCGAUAUGUUCUAGAAAAGGAAAAAUUAUCUGGAACUACCUUUCUUGAUUGGGAGAUGAAUCUUAAGAUUGUUCUCGAAUGCGAGAAAAAGCUUUACGUCCUAACAUCUGAGCCUCCCAAAGCUCCUGAAGCGAACGCCCGUGCUGCAGAAAUUACUUCGUACCGGAAGUAUGAAGAUGACGCACGUGAUGUGAGAUGUCUCAUGCUAGCCACCAUGACCCCGGAGCUCCAAAGGCUCCACAAGGACAUGGAAGCUCAUCCUAUGAUGACUCGCUUGAAAGGUCUAUACCAAGGCCAGGCUAGACAUGAGCGUUUCAAAAUCUCUACGACUCUGUUUUCCAAGCUAAAGGUGGUCGGUUACACUGAUGCUAGCUUCCAAACCGACAGAGACGAUUCAAAAUCACAAGCAGGAUAUUUGUUUUGCCUGAAUGGCAGAGCUUUUAGCUGGAAGAGCUUCAAGGAGGAUACAACUGCCGAUUCGACUACAGAGGCUGAGUACAUAGCUGCCGCCGAGGCAGCUAAAGAAGCUGCUUGGAUCAAGAAGUUCAUUACUGAACUUGGAGUGGUUCCUACCGAUCCCCUGACCAUGCCUUUAGGAAAGCUAAAGCAUGAGGGUCACACUAGGUCCAUGGGCAUUCGACCGAUGCCAGAUUGGCCAUAGUGCAAGUGGGAGAUUGUUGGAGUUGUGCCCUGAUGGCCAACUGUUUAUCGUUAUUCUAUCAUGUAUAGGCAGAUAUAAUAUGUUUACACAUCUCAUGCUAAUGUAAACAAAUAUUAUAUUCCUAGAUUUAUAUUUAAAAGAUGUUUAUCAGAUAGUGUUCUUCUGCUGAUGAGACUAACAUCUUGAAAUAAAUAUUUAUCUAAAUGUCCAUAGUCGAGUAUUAACGAGAGUGGGAUAUCGUUAAUGCAUGUGAGACUAGUGUGUGUUGGAUGUUU
Molecule: messenger RNA, 955 nt
Organism: Cuscuta campestris
Lineage: Eukaryota; Viridiplantae; Streptophyta; Magnoliopsida; Solanales; Convolvulaceae
Source: the annotation of a GenBank genome assembly